GAUCUCCAUAGCCAUAGGCAUUACGUAAAAAAAAAAAAAUGGGGACGGAAGGCAUGGAUGAAGCGAGCAACAUGAAGGUGGUGUUGAAGCACUACGUAUCCGGUUCAGCGCAAGAAACCGACAUGCAUCUCACUGCGGGAACCAUGAAGCUUAAAGCCCCAGACGAUUCCAAUGCAGUCGUCGUCAAGAACCUCUUCCUCUCCUGUGAUCACUACAUGAUCUUCAAAAUGACGAAGCACGAUCGAUACGCCGAUCCCUAUCCUCUCGGUUCGCCUAUAACUGGAUAUGGCGUGGCUAAGAUUUUGGAUUCAGCACAUCCCGACUUCGCAAUUGAUGAAUUGGUCUGGGGAAUAACGGGUUGGGAAGAGUACAGUCUGAUUUCAGACACUACAAAUCUGAUCAAAAUCGAACACCCCGAUGUGCCUCUUUCAUACUAUACUGGAAUUCUCGGUAUGCCUGGGAUGACAGCAUAUGUUGGUUUCUAUGAACUUUGUGCUGCAAAGAAAGGAGACCAUGUGUUUAUUUCAGCUGCUUGUGGUGGAGUUGGUCAGCUGUUGGGGCAGUUCGCCAAGCUCCACGGUUGCCAUGUCGUCGGAAGUGCCGCGAGCCCCGAGAAGGUUGAUCUAUUGAAGAACAAAUACGGAUUUGACGAGGCUUUCAACUUCAAAGAUGAGCCGGACUACAAUGCUACGUUGAAAAGGUAUUUUCCCGAAGGCAUCGACAUUUACUUCGACAACGUCGGCGGUAAGAUGCUAGACGCCGUCCUACUGAACCUGAGGGCCAACGCUUGCGUAGUGAUGUGCGGCAUGAUCACUCACUACCACUUGGAACAGCCCGAAGGCAUCCACAAUUUGCCAUUGAUGGUGAACAAAGAAGCCCGGAUUCAAGGCUACCUUGCUGUGGAUUACUACCAUCUCUACCCCAAGUACCUUGAAACAAUCCUGCCAUUGAUUAAAGCAUCCAAAGUUGUGUACGUGGAAGACGUCGCAGAUGGCCUGGAAAAUGCGGCUAAAGCGCUCGUCCGGAUGUUAAGUGGCCGUAACGUCGGCAAACAGGUGGUUGCAGUUAACUUCUUGUGAUCGAAAUUCGAAUCC
Hibiscus syriacus is the source of this 1094-nucleotide messenger RNA. Its product is annotated as 2-alkenal reductase (NADP(+)-dependent)-like. Gene Ontology annotation, molecular function: 2-alkenal reductase [NAD(P)H] activity. Gene Ontology annotation, biological process: response to oxidative stress. The transcript has 5 exons. The record is from RefSeq and is a predicted model, not a curated record. Bases 39 to 1079 code for a protein of 346 amino acids. Lineage: Eukaryota; Viridiplantae; Streptophyta; Magnoliopsida; Malvales; Malvaceae.